GCUGUGUUUCAUUUAUUCAUUCUCAUAUCAUUCACUCUGCCCGUUCUCUGGUCGGAGUAAGUUGGGUGAAGUCAAAUUUUUUUCAUUCAUAUCUGGGGAAAAUAUUUUCGCUUAUAUUUAAGUUUCAAAGUAUUUAAAUAUGAAUGCGAUCAAUAAAACGGCGAUAGGUAUAGCAGCGGGUGUUGCGGGCACAAUUUUCAUUGGAUAUUGCAUUUAUUUCGACAGUAAACGGCGCACUGAUCCUGAUUACAAGAAGAAAGUCCGCGAGCGCAGACGUCGUACCCGCAAAAAUGGAAAUGCUGGCCGCAGUGGAAUACCAAACCUCAAUGACCAUGAAGCAAUUGAAAGGUAUUUCCUUCAGGAAAUUCAGUUGGGCGAAACAUUAAUUGCUCGUGGUGAAUUUGAAAGUGGUGUAGAGCACCUUGCUAAUGCUAUAGUUGUAUGUGGACAACCAGCUCGUCUUCUCCAAGUUUUGCAAACAUCGUUGCCAGCACAAGUAUUUGCUAUGCUAAUUCUUAAAAUGCAAGAGUUUGGUAACCGUGCAAGUGCAGAGAACGAUACACCCAAAAUUGUUGCAGCUAAUUCUAUUGGAGGAGCUGAUAUUCCGCUUGGACUAGAUGGCCCCCAGUCUUCAGUUAUGAUUGAUGACCUAGAAUAGUUGUUGAGCAUAUGUUAUAAUAUGAAGGAAAUCUGCUUAAUAUAUAGAUAUUCAUAUAAAUACAUAUAUUGUUUGCCUAUGUAUCUAGCUAAAAUGUUUAAUUACAUAUGCUUUUAUGUACAAAUACUUCUUAAACAAGUAAAAUAAAAUUAAAAUAAAUCUUAAUAGAAUGGAGGUUUUCACAAUUUCGGCAAGUUGAAUUAUGUAUGUAAAUGUUCCUUCGAAUAAAUAAACGUUCCAAAUUGGCAAUUUAUGUUAAAUAAAAAUUUGAAGUUAUUAAAUGUUAAUUAAACCUGAAGUUGUCAAUAGAAAUUAAACUAUCACAUUAAGAUAUUA
Messenger RNA from Bactrocera oleae (olive fruit fly), 994 nucleotides. RefSeq names its product translocase of outer membrane 20 (gene Tom20). Gene Ontology annotation, biological process: intracellular protein transport; tRNA import into mitochondrion; protein targeting. Lineage: Eukaryota; Metazoa; Arthropoda; Insecta; Diptera; Tephritidae. Gene Ontology annotation, molecular function: transmembrane protein transporter activity. Gene Ontology annotation, cellular component: mitochondrial outer membrane translocase complex; mitochondrial outer membrane. The record is from RefSeq and is a predicted model, not a curated record.